Molecule: messenger RNA, 306 nt
Organism: Cryptococcus wingfieldii CBS 7118
Lineage: Eukaryota; Fungi; Basidiomycota; Tremellomycetes; Tremellales; Cryptococcaceae
Exons: 2
Coding region: 1-306 (101 amino acids)
Source: RefSeq, a predicted model, not a curated record
AUGGGCGAGUUGACCAAAGAAGAACAACACAGACUACGCAUCCAUAAUAGAGAAAAGUCACAACGAGCGAGAGACAAAAAGAAGAAUGAGGCCCUAGCGGCGGCCCAAAAUACCAAAUCAGCGUCAACUCGACAAAAGUCCGGUAAUGCUGACGAGCCUCUUGACGGAACAGAAGACGACUUUGCGUCUCUCGUAGACUUUGAAGACAAUCCCGAAUAUGUCCCACUUUCUCCAGAGGAAAUGGAUGCUUUAGGUGCAGACUUUGGGGAGAUAUGUUGGGAUAAGAAUUUCCAAUCGCAACAAUGA